CCCCAACAUAAUUUUCCAACAACUUUUAAAUUCGCUAAUAUGCCGUCAUACGGCACGAAGAAGCGCAGAGCGGAGGAGGCGUUAAAACAUUCUCACCAUGAAGAAUUCGAUACGUCCAAACCGGCAAGAAUAUUUCAGCGCAGAGCAGAGGACGCGUUAAAACAUUCUCAACAUGAAGAAUUCGAUACAUCCAAACCAACAAGAACGUUUCAGCGCAGAGCAGAGGACGCGUUAAAGCAUUCUCACCAUGAAGAAUUGGACACAUCCAAACCGACAAGUAUAUUUCAGCCCGACGCAGGGCGUUCAUCGACCGUGACCAUUGCCAUCCCAGGAAGCAUUGUUGCAAAUGCGCAAACACAUGAAUCGAAGACAGCGCUCGUAGGGCAAAUAGCAAGGGCAGCCGCCGUCUUUUGCAUCGAUGAAAUUGUCAUCUUCGAAGAUGGACAGGACGCUCAGGUCCGUGAAAGACAUCGGAGUUGGGUGGACGAUCGCCGAGUCUCGAACAAUGCGGCCGGCGAAGAUAGCCAUACCGGGUGGUCCGAUCCAAGCCAUUUCUUAUUCCAUCUGCUGUCCUACUUGGAGACUCCGCCGCACCUACGGAAGUCCCUUUUUCCCCUGCAUCCGAACUUAAGGACCGCGGGGACGCUGCCGAGUCUGGACAUGCCCCAUCAUUUGCGAUCCAAUGAAUGGGGUCAGUACCGCGAGGGCAUGACUGUCCCUUCUGACGACCAAAAUAGUGGCUAUCAACCAAAGAAAAAGCCAAAGCGCAACGUUGCUACCGAUGCCACGGAUGGAGCUGGCAACGACCUGAAGUGGACCACCGUUUACACCGGCCUUCCAAGCGACGCGUCCAUCCUCCUUCCCAAAGAUCUUCCCCCGAACAGCCGACUGACUCUCAAAUUCCCGACCCAUGACCCACCCGCCUCGCUGUACGACCCUGGCUCCGCGGAAGCGGUCGACCCGGCCGCACCGCGAGAGGAAGCCGGGUACUACUGGGGCUAUCAGGUCCGCAAGGCCGGGACGAUUUCCCAAGUCUUGACAGAAUGCCCCUGGCCAGGCGGCUAUGAUGUAUCCGUGGGCACGAGCGAGAGGGGCCGCCCCGUAUCCGAAGUGCUACCCAGGGACCCAACCGGCGAGGGUCAGGAGACGUCGCCAGACUGCCUGCCUCGCACGUUCGAGCACUUGCUCGUUGUAUUUGGCGGAGUGGCAGGGUUGGAGACCGCGGUGGAGGCGGAUCCGGAAUUGGCGGCGAAAGGUCUGGGGAAGAAGAAUACGGAGGAGUUGUUCGACUUCUGGAUCAACGUCUGCCCGGGACAAGGAAGUCGGACGAUCAGAAGCGAGGAGGCUGUGUGGGUGGGCAUGAGUGGACUGUGGCCAUGGAUCAGACCCGGUCAAUGAGUUUGAAGACAGGGCAAACACGGAUUUGCCAUGGUGGAUUGAUCCAUGGGGUCCAGCUUGCUUUGCAAAGAUGGAGGAAAUAUGUUGGCUUAGAAAUGUGCAUGGUCUGGUCCAUGGCAAUGCAAAACGGUUCUAGUCCAGAACAAGCGGUUAGAUCUCCAACGCGUGAUCAAGGUCCUAUCUUUAAUCCCGUGAAGUUUUGGAGCAUUUCAGGAAGAGAUUCUAGGCGUCUCUGUUGGCGGCUUCUGGGUGGCGUGAACGACCAUGGGUAUAUAGAGAAAUACAUUUUGAGUUCAUUCUUCUAUGACAUAUAAUUCAUCAACGCUAUGGAGUACCCCAACACCAAGUACAU
Molecule: messenger RNA, 1750 nt
Organism: Eremomyces bilateralis CBS 781.70
Lineage: Eukaryota; Fungi; Ascomycota; Dothideomycetes; Eremomycetales; Eremomycetaceae
Product: DUF171-domain-containing protein
Exons: 3
Coding region: 40-1398 (452 amino acids)
Source: RefSeq, a predicted model, not a curated record